This is a messenger RNA of Papilio xuthus (Asian swallowtail), 2320 nucleotides long. It is a transcript of the gene Hph, whose product is annotated as HIF prolyl hydroxylase. Gene Ontology annotation, molecular function: peptidyl-proline dioxygenase activity; ferrous iron binding; L-ascorbic acid binding. The coding region runs from base 47 to 1477 and encodes 476 amino acids. Gene Ontology annotation, biological process: cellular response to hypoxia. Lineage: Eukaryota; Metazoa; Arthropoda; Insecta; Lepidoptera; Papilionidae. The record is from RefSeq and is a predicted model, not a curated record. The transcript has 7 exons.
UUUGGCAGUUGUUGGGGACCGGCCAGGGAUAAGAAAUUAUUUUAGAAUGAAUCAAGAAAGCGUACUCGCUUGUUGCGCCGUUUGCAGUGAGAAGACCCAUCGCCGAUGCGCUCGCUGUCUUAAUAUUUACUAUUGUAAUACGGAACACCAACGACAAGAUUGGCGCAGACAUAAAUCCGAGUGUGUUUCGAAGUUACCAAAACAGGCAUUGGAUAACGUUAACGCUGUCCAACAGUCGUCUCCCACGAAGGAAAAAUUUGAGAAAGUAGUUAAGAAAGAGAUUAUAGUCAGUAAAGAAGAAAGUGAGAUUGUAGGACCUACAAAUCAACAGGGUAGUGAAGUUAGACAGUUGAAGAAAUCGAAAAGAAAAAACGUGAAAAAAGAAGGUAGUGCGGAAACGAAUGAAAGUAAACAAUUACAAACUUCUAAAAGAGAAGAUCAAAGUGUUGAAAGUGGAUUAAAAGCUGGACCUUCAGAUAUAAAAGACAGUGUCAUAUCUAGUGUAGUGUAUACAAAUAGAGACUUGACAAAACAGAGUGCCAUUAUUCACGAGGGUUCUUCAGAGCAGGAAAUCCUGAACGAAUCCGCUCAACAGCUGAGCACAGUAGACUUUGUGACUGCCACAACUAAUGUUUUGAAGACUGUGAAUAGAACUAAUGCAAAAAUGCCACCAAUUCCUGUGUAUGUUCCUGAAACACAUUCUAAAAUGAAGGAAUACCCUGAAGCGUCGCUAAAGGGUAGUGGGGCGUUUAUGAUGAAUAAUUACUAUGGUGACACAAGUGAUCCUAGUUAUGAGAUCUGUCAGAGGGUCAUCAGAGACAUGACACAGUAUGGUGUGUGUGUUUUGGACAAUUUUCUAGGUAAAGAUCGAGGACUGUUGGUGCUAAACGAAGUCCUGGAAAUGUACAGAUCAGGCAUUUUUACCGCAGGGCAGCUCGUGUCGAGCCCGGGAAGCACGGAGGCGCAGACCAUCCGUAGCGACCGCAUCACCUGGAUAGACGGCAAGGAGCCGCACUGCUUCUACAUCAAACAGCUCAUCUCACAAGUAGACAAAAUAAUACUACAGGCGAACAAAAUGCCCAACAAUGGCAAGAUGGGCGACUACGUCAUCGACGGCAGGACAAAGGCGAUGGUGGCGUGUUACCCCGGCUCGGGCAGCCACUACGUGAAACACGUCGACAACCCCAACAAGGACGGGCGCUGCAUCACCGCCAUAUACUACCUCAACCUUGACUGGGAUAUCAAACGCUGCGGAGGACUCUUGAGGGUUUUCCCCGAGGGUACGAAUCAGGUGGCGGAUAUUGCGCCUAUUUUCGACCGCAUGUUGUUCUUCUGGUCCGACCGCCGUAACCCACACGAGGUGCAGCCCGCAUACAGCACCAGAUAUGCAAUAACAUUAUGGUACUUCGACGCGCAGGAGAGAGCGGAGGCACUCAGACACUAUAAAGAACGCGGUCAGCCAUCCUCUAGCAAGUGACGGCGGUUGAUAACAGUCGGUGCGAUCGCUAAGUUUAUGUCAUAGUAUUAUGUAUGAUAACAUACAUACAACACAUAUACUCCUGUUAAUUCUCGACAAAUAUCAUAUAACAUCUGUAUAUGAAUUCAAAAUAACUCUUAAUAACUAUCUUUAUGAAGUUAUUUUUAUGUUUCGAGAAUUUACAGGAUUUUUAUUCUUUUAUGGACCUAGUCAAUGUUUUGACGUUAAGAUGCGGUGACCAUUUAUAUAUUUGUCGCAAUUUAAAUUUGUUGCUAUUUAAUUUCACUGCUAGGGUUGUUUAAAGGUCAAUCAAAGAGUCCCUUUGUGUUAGCAGUAAACGACUUAGUUGUAGUUAAAAAUGCUUGAAAUCGACGAAACUGAAACUAGACGGUUAAAUUUAAUGUGGUCGAAUUCUUUUUUUACUAUUACUAUAGUACAAGGAUAUCUGGCCUGGUGAGGAAGACGCUACUAUACUUGGGUAAAAAAGAAAAAGAUCACAGCUAUGGUACAAAAAGGAUCUUGUAACACUUUUUGACAUUGACAGGGGGGCGUUAGUGAGCUGUCAUUAUUUAGUUUUUCUUAUUAUUGUGGACAUAUAGAUAUCCUUGUCGGUUUAUGAUUUACGGCCGAAGUAAGGCGAAUGUCAAAGCGACCACUAGUCUAAUUUUUAUAUUUUGAUGUUACGUAAUUGCGUACUAUAUGAUUUAAUAUUACGUUAAUUAUUUGAUACAAAUGGCAACACGUGUAUUAAGUUUGUAACUUAGAGGAAUUACUUAUAUUUUUAUUUUUAUUUCAUAAGGUGGCAAACGAGCGAGGCCACCUGAUAUCGCUGAAAUAGCGAAG